AGCGUUGUCACGUGACUGCUUAGUUUACACUCACCCUCCACAUGACAAGUUGAGGCGAAUGUGACAGAAGCUGGACGAUGGGGAGUUUGCAGAAAGCCGUGGCCAGCGAAGGAUACCCUCCUUUCAAGCUUAACAGCCCGAAAUAUGACCAGGGCACUUUUCUUGGUCGACUGCGACACUUCGUAGAUGUGAUCGAUCCGCUCACGCUGUUCACGACAGAGGCAAAGCUGCAGGCAUCUACUAAGCUACUAGUUGACUUCAAACAUGGCCGCCUUGAAUCCUCAACUACAGACAAGCAACUCUGGGAUGCACAGAAAAUCAAGCAGUCCAUGAUCCACCCUGACACAGGAGAGAAGAUCUUCAUGCCGUUCCGUAUGUCAGGAUUUGUCCCAUUUGGUGCUCCUAUCGUUGUGGGCCUUCUACUGCCCAACCCAAGCAUGUUCCAAACAGUGUUCUGGCAAUGGAUUAACCAGAGUCACAACGCUUGUGUCAACUACUCCAACCGGAAUGCCACCAAGGAAACCCCUACAUCCAGGUUCUUAAUGGGCUACUUUGGUGCUGUCACAAGUGCUGUCUCCAUUGCUGUAGGUCUCAAUUUGUUGAUCAAGAAAGCACAGAAUUUCAGUCCAGCCACCAAAACAAUCAUAAAGAAGUUUAUUCCCUUCCCAGCUGUAGCCACAGCCAGCACCUGCAAUGUUCUCCUCAUGAGGAACUUUGAGCUGUCGGAAGGUAUUGUGGUGUUCGACCAGAAUGAGAAGAUGGUUGGAACAUCCAAGGUUGCUGCCAAAAAAGCUCUGAAGGAGACAGCCUUGACCCGGAUGUUCCUGCCAGCUCCAAUUCUCAUCAUCCCUCCAAUCAUCAUGUCUGCCUUAGAAAAAACCAAAUUCCUGAAGAAGUAUCCCAGAAUGCACUUGCCCUGUAAUGCAGUUGUGUGCACAGCAGCAUUUGGUCUCGCUCUCCCUGUGGCCAUUGCCCUCUUCCCACAGAUGUCUCAGGUGAACACAUCAGAUCUGGAACCGGAGUUGAAGGGUCUGACUGAUGAGUCCGUUCUCUACUACAACAAGGGGCUGUAACAGGUUGUAACAUGGAGAAGAUGCUGUGAAGAAUACACAGACGAUCAGGAGAAAAUGGAGAUAUUUUCAGUGUUGUGAAACAAUAUUGAACAGUUAUUAUUUAGAAGGGAAGACGAGAUGUUUCGAUAAACUGCUUUUUAUGGCACUGUGCAAUGUCAGUGAAUACUAAUGUAGGGUUUUUCAUGCCGGACAAGUGUGCGUCCAGUAUGCACAAAUAUAGAAUGGACGCAGAAAAUAAUCAUACUGAAUCCCGAGGGAUGCACAAUAACACUCAUCGUACCUACACCUCAUCAAGAGCAGUUAUGGGUAUCUGUUAUUUCAGCCAUCAAUCAUGACCUCUGUCCACAUGAUCGUUGAUUCAUUCCAGGCUCUAAAGUAAUUAUUUAAACGUACAGCACACUACACCAUAUAGUUACUUUACAGGACCCUCAUAUUGCCUGCAAGGACCCUUAAUAUUAAUUAUUGGGGGUCGCCUGGACCCCUACUUUUGUAAGUCAAGGUAAAACUGUGGUGGUGCUCAAUGGAACGUAAUCUGGUCAUGUCUUCAUCACAUGGCGUUUGUCUUGAAGCGAACCCAUGUAUUCAGACACACAUCACUACAGCCAUGUUCACUCUCUCAAAUCUGGAAUUUGUUCUGGUAAAUAAACUGCUUAAUGAAUAUUGUAGGAUAUAAUAGAUAUAUAGAGGAUAUUCCAUCUCUCGUGUGAAUAUGAGAUGUUUCUCUCAUCGAGUGACGGGGGAAGGAGAUAUUUUCACAAGUGACAUAGGCAUGAGUAAAAAUAUCACCUUUUAAAAUUUACAGUUCAUGACUAAACAUUUUCAAAAGAAUAACAAACGGCAAGAAGCAAUAUUGACACCAUAAAUGACCAUCUGUCAUUUUUUAGCCUUGCAAAUGUGGACCUAACAAAAAUAAGAAGUGAACAGUUUAUGUAUGGGCUAGACACUUAUGAUAAAGGGAGAUAAUUGGCGGGGAGGUAACUCUUUUAAGACAAUCGUUCCUUCAAAGUGUUAUGUUCACUGCAGUGAAAUAUCAAGUGAUAUUAUAUUUGAAAAUAUAUCUAAAUAUUCUAACAUGAAUUUGUAGAUUUCUCCAUUCUGAUUGGUCCGUCAGUGGGUAUCAAAUCACAAUAAGCCCCCUCUGACUGUAACAGCUGAUUUGAUGGCCACAUCAUUGCGGAGGCUUGUAUUUAUAGAAUAGUAUUUUUUCAGUCAUUGUCGCAAGGCAGUUUGUAAUAAUUAUACAUGUAUGUGCAAUUAAAGGUUACAAAAUGCAUAGUUGCAGUUACUACAAUAUUAAAAGGAUGUGUGGCAAUACAUUUUGUGCAGAAAACAUGAUAGAAUUCUGCAAAGAGAAUGUAUUUCAAGUUUCCAUUACAACAGUGCUGAAAAUUUGGUGACUAAUCAUCAUGAUCAUAUACACUGUGAUGUCAUCUCUUUUGCAUGACAAUGCGCAACAAGUCAUAAUAAUGACAUGCAGUUUAGAAUGAAGCCUCUUGAGCAUGCAGAGCACCAUAUUUUGUUUAAAGGCUGUUAUCAGUGAUUCCAUAAUUCAGCUCGACAACCCAUAAAACACUGGACUCAGCCCAUGCCGCUUCACUCAAUAUAUUUGCUAACACCAAAGAGUUUGUGUUUUGUUUAGUCAUGGUAGAAUGGAGAUAAACAUACUGUGUUUUCAAUGUAGAGAUAGGCUACCUGUAGAUUUAACCAAGCUAAAUUUAACAUUCAUGAAAUAUAUCGUAUUCGUUGUAAUAAGCGGCCCGAUCUAAUAAGCGCCAACGGCGAUAUUUGCUAAUAUAUUGGCUAGUGAACAAUCCCAAUUAGCACCCCUUCCGAUGGAUCAAUGUACUCAAGAGUUAUUUAUUCGUAUAUAAUACGUUCUGGUGUGUUAUAUGCAUCCUUAAUUAUGGGCAAUUAAAUUCUGGAAAAUAUUUCUGUCGUGUAUAAUACGCACUGACUUUUCUUAUGUAUCAUUUCAGGCUGUAAGCAUAAACCACGAAAUUUACGAUCUUUCAACUCUGUUUUUUUUCUCACCCAAAUUAUAUUCUAAUAAGACCCCCCUAUUUCUAAUUUUGAGAGCGCUCUGGGUGCUGAUUACGUCGAAUACGGUAAACCAGCAAAUUCACAUCUAUGUAUAUGCAUUUACAUAGAAGGGAAGUAAAUAUGUGGUGUAGCCUUGAAACAGUAUACAUAUUAGAUCUGGAACUACAGGCAGCUUAUGUUUACUGAAUCUUGGUUAUGUGUGUAUAUUGUCAGUGUCAUUGCUGUAGCUGGACGAUCUGUUGUGAACAUUCCCCCUCAGAAUAUAGUCAAUAACUUUACAACAUUUACGGUAUUGUUAAAUCAGGUAUUUUUAUACACCAACGUUUCUCUCUUUGAGAAAAGUGCCUUAGAUCUAUUUGAAACAAAAUGGGUUUUUUUCUGUUAGUAUUUUUUAAGUUUUAUCUAAAUGUACUUUUAUAUAUAUAUAUAUAAUUUAAUGCAUAACUUGUUCAAGUCACGAUAUGGCUGAAAUAUUGCUGAUGUGACUUUAAAUAUUAACUCACUCACUCUAAAUGUACAUUGAUGAUGAUCUUAUGUAUAUAUAUAUAUACAGGCUUAAGAUUGUUUAUGCAGGCCAUGUGUUUUUUAUAGUGUAUAUGUAGGUAUGAAGACAUUCACUGCCCCGUGUAUUCUGUCUCCCAGACCCUUGAAUCCAACUCAAGUCUAGGAUGAUUUGGCAAGUCUAGAUAGCCUCAGCUCUCAGCCCAGAAAUUAAGCAUUGUUCUGGGCUCCUUUUGGAUUUGAUUUGAUGUAUUUUAGAUAAAUAUAUUUAUAACUUUAUUUCUGGGACUAAAUUUUAGUCUAUGUCCUGAACAGAGUCGCUUGAUUCAGAUGACAUGUGUAAUCAGUAUGCCAGGCAAGGCAAUCAGAAUAUUCAUCUAAAUCAAAGUCUGAAAAGGAUGUCCACUGGUGCUUAUUUUCUAAUAUUUUAGGUAAUGAGAAUCAGCCUCAUGAUGCAUAUAGUUGUGGUUAUAAUCAGCUAACUUGUUUCAAGUCCUACUCAGGGUUUGCACAAGUUUCCACAAAUUGUGCUAAAGACUAUAUAAAUAUUGUACACAAUAUUGUCAGCCAUAUUUAGAUAUGCAGAUCGUGUUGCAGAAGUAUGCACAUAUUCGAUACAAGUUGGCCUCUAGUUGUAUAUGUUACAGUCAAUGUGUAACAUUUUCACUUGGGCAAUUAGAAAAUGCCAAAAUAUUUCAGUUAUUUUGCAAUUAUUUUUCCAUUUAUUUUAUGAUAACAAACAUUUAUUUUGUUUUCUCUUUCAUCACCCAGUGACUGAAAAUGAUAGGAAUAACAGGAAAUGAAAGUCAGUGUAUAUAUAUAUAUAUUUUUUUUUUGGCUUCUAAUCCUAGCAUAAGUGGAAUAUUGUGAUUUUUUAAAGCCCUUUUGAACUUCUUAUUAACGUUUAGUCAGUCUGAUGGAAAACUAAUUGUACAAUUGUGUUUUGUAAAUUGCCUCAGUGAAAAUUUCAGUCGUUGUAACAUAUAAAAGUUCUGUUCAAGGUAGCCACUAGUCCCAUUUACAACGAAUUAUACAUGUGUACAUUUGUUGAUUUUCUAUUAAACUGCUUGAUGAGUGAACUGGUUAUUAGGCAUGAUAAAAAUCAAA
Molecule: messenger RNA, 4721 nt
Organism: Haliotis rufescens (red abalone)
Lineage: Eukaryota; Metazoa; Mollusca; Gastropoda; Lepetellida; Haliotidae
Product: sideroflexin-5-like
Exons: 12
Coding region: 78-1073 (331 amino acids)
Biological process (GO): mitochondrial transmembrane transport; monoatomic ion transport
Cellular component (GO): mitochondrial inner membrane
Molecular function (GO): monoatomic ion transmembrane transporter activity
Source: RefSeq, a predicted model, not a curated record